This is a messenger RNA of Erythranthe guttata (spotted monkey flower), 789 nucleotides long. Its product is annotated as ubiquitin-conjugating enzyme E2 28. Lineage: Eukaryota; Viridiplantae; Streptophyta; Magnoliopsida; Lamiales; Phrymaceae. The record is from RefSeq and is a predicted model, not a curated record.
UCUCUCUCUCUCUCUCUCUCUCUACGUACAAAUACAAUACCUACACACACAUAUCGCUUGCAGCAACACUUUCCUCUUCGUUGGGGUUCCUCAUUUUUAUUUUUAAUUUAAAAAUAAAAUUCAGCAGAUCGAAUCCUACCUUUGUUGAUUCGUUCGAUGGCGUCGAAAAGGAUCCUGAAGGAGCUCAAGGAUUUGCAGAAAGACCCACCCACUUCCUGCAGCGCCGGACCUGUUGGAGAGGACAUGUUUCACUGGCAAGCAACGAUAAUGGGCCCACAAGACAGUCCGUACUCCGGGGGAGUUUUUCUAGUCACUAUUCAUUUCCCCCCUGAUUAUCCAUUCAAACCCCCAAAGGUCGCAUUCAGGACAAAAGUUUUCCACCCGAAUAUUAACAGCAAUGGCAGUAUUUGCCUUGAUAUCUUGAAGGAGCAGUGGAGCCCUGCCUUAACUAUUUCAAAGGUUUUGCUGUCGAUAUGUUCACUUCUGACCGAUCCAAACCCAGACGACCCUUUGGUACCGGAAAUAGCUCACAUGUACAAAACGGACAAGGUCAAAUACGAGCAGACUGCUAGGAGCUGGACCCACAAGUACGCCAUGGGCUAGUUUGAUCUGUUGCUUUUUCUUUUUUAGUGCUUUGAAUUAUUGUAAAGAUAAUGUGCCUAUUAUUGUGCCUUGUGAUUUGUAUUGGAUAACUGUAGAUUACUCUGCUUUUUUCUAAUUUUCUUGAUGGACAAAAUAUGUUUGGCUUUUUAAAUCUUUUCUUGUUAUGGAAUCGUUGUUAUUGAUGAA